GCCUUUCGUUCACGACGCGUUUUGCCUUAGCCUCUUACCGCUUAAGCCUUUACGACUACCAACAUGAUGAAAUCUGUCGGUCUUGUCCUUCUUCUCACAGCAGCCUUUGCCAACUCCGGUGUUGAAGGCCACUCAAUCGCCAAUGCGUGUGCAGCGGCCCUCUCCAGGAAAGUGACGGACGAAAUCAACAUGGGUGAUCCCCUGUAUGCCUGCAUGUCGACUCCAGCCUGGUCUGCAGUCGCACGUGUUAGUGGCUGCGAGAACUCAAACUUCGCAUACGGCCCUCCUAAGUGCCAAGUUCUCGCAGCUCCCUUCAUGAAAUGUGUCGCGGGAAAAAGUGGUUACUUGAACGCUGAUGGCUCGAUCAACAACACAAAGAUCUUAGCCCAGUUCAAGACUUGGGCCACCAGCGACCCCAAGUGCAACAUUACUCAGUACGACUUCGCUGUGAAGAAAUGUGGCACUACCAUCAACAACUACGCGAUCCUGCCGAAGGCCUACUGCAUCGUCCAGGAAGUUUGAUGACCUGCACAAUCUGGUCCUCAUUCCUUCAUCUGAUUGGCGGCUUUGAAUUGUUUACAACAGGAGCACAAUAAUACCACAUUCUCCAGCAAUGCGUCCACGUGCAGUAAAAAUUGUCUAAUCGGAAAUUCAUUGUAAUUUGUG
Hyalella azteca is the source of this 666-nucleotide messenger RNA. RefSeq lists its product as uncharacterized. The transcript is spliced from 5 exons. The record is from RefSeq and is a predicted model, not a curated record. Lineage: Eukaryota; Metazoa; Arthropoda; Malacostraca; Amphipoda; Hyalellidae. The coding region runs from base 64 to 522 and encodes 152 amino acids. Gene Ontology annotation, molecular function: odorant binding.